This is a messenger RNA of Monopterus albus (swamp eel), 1757 nucleotides long. Its product is annotated as secretory phospholipase A2 receptor. NCBI's taxonomy places the organism in Eukaryota, Metazoa, Chordata, Actinopteri, Synbranchiformes, Synbranchidae. The record is from RefSeq and is a predicted model, not a curated record. The transcript has 7 exons. Bases 337 to 1542 code for a protein of 401 amino acids.
GGCAGCAGACAUCUCCCCCUCGGUGAACUGGUGAGGCUCCGCGUCACUCAGCAGCCACACGCAGAGCGACACAUACACGAGAGCGCGCAUGGAGACACGUGGACGCAGCAAAUGCCAUAAAACACCGAUUCUGGAGGACAUCCAGCUGCGCGAAUUGGUUUCUCUCCUGUUGUUGUGCAGCUGUCAGGAAGCAGGAAGUGAACGACGUGCGCAUGCGUCGACCGUACCAUGACCCUUUUCAGUAUGAGCCAAGCCAGCAGUAAAACAACCGAUAAGCAGGUGGGCAAAUUCUUUUUUCCCUAUGAAUUUUGCAUGAAUUUGAUUUAGCUGCAGAUAAUGCUUAACUUAAUACCAAAAGUCAUUUGUACAGCUGCGCUGCAGUCACAGACUACAGGGAGAGAGGUGGGGAAAACAACAAUGGAAAAAGUUUUUCUGAGCAUCAUUGUGGCAUCAGGGCUGUGUGGCGUCUCCUCACGCACUGAACGUCGGUACCAUUUUGUUUAUGACCUGUACAACAUGACUGAAGCUCUGAGCUACUGCAGAGAAAAACACACCGACCUGGCCACGAUAGACAACCAGGACGACGUGAACGUCCUGAACGCCCUGGCAGAUCCAAGCAAAAUGAACUACUCAGAAUACAGUUCGGUGAGCUCACAAAACCACAGGUUGAAUAAGGUGAAAUCCUGUCUAUCACUGUUAAACAUUUCACUAAAGAAGAAACGCCGUUUUCAGCGAGCCUGGAUUGGGCUGUACGACGACCUGAACAGCUGGAGGUGGUCGCUGUCUGACACAGGUUUCUACAAACACGGGGAAACUGAGUUCAGGAAUUGGUUAGAUGAAGAACCGAACAAUAUGGGCAGUGGACGGUGCUGCACACGGAUGUACAGCCAUGGACCGUGGAACGAUGACAAAUGUGAAAACCGCUUCAUGGCAGUCUGCGCCAAUAUCACAGGCUCAAAUGUGACCUUCAUCCUCAUCAAUGUGUCCAUGACAUGGAUGGAGGCCCAGAGCUACUGCAGAGCUCACUACACAGACCUGGCCAGUGUAAGAAACAUGGCAGAAAACAUAAAGGUAGUGGAGCUGAUACCUCAAGGAGGAAAGGUCUGGAUUGGCCUUUUCAGAGACUCCUGGAAGUGGACGGAUGGAAGUAACUCCUCAUUUAGGUUCUGGCACCUAGACACAAGGGAACCUAAUAACAAUGCGGGGAAGGAGGGCUGUGUGGCAGCAGACUUUAACCACUCUGGACACUGGGAGGACUGGAACUGUAAUGUGAGGAGAGCAUUUAUUUGCUACAGUGAAAUUGUGCCUGUUGUGAAGAGAGUGGGGAAAGUGAAGCUGAUGACAAAAAGCUCCUCCCUGAACCUGAAUGACCCUGCAGUGAUGGAGGACAUCCUGAUGCAGCUCCAACAGAGGUUGAAGGACAGUGGAGUGAAUGAAGGCAUCAGACUGAGCUGGAGGAAGCAGUCAGACGGAAAGGUGUUCCACAAGGACGAGAAGAAGACUAAGAGAGGGGAUACCAUCCCCAAAAAACAGGAGCUUUAGUGGUGUGGUACUUGAAUUCUGUAAAAGACUUUCUGUUUGUCCAAAAUGUGUUGCUGUUGUCAUUCUAUAAUUUGCAUGAAUAAUUUAGACAAAUCAUGAACAUAUGUACUAUUUUUAUGAUGUCACCUUAGUAUGAACAUAAGUGUGAAGAACCAUGUUCUUUCAUAUUGGAACCAAGGCCCUCCCGGCCCUCAGUGUGCUGGCCACCCCGGCAC